Molecule: messenger RNA, 2112 nt
Organism: Effrenium voratum
Lineage: Eukaryota; Dinophyceae; Suessiales; Symbiodiniaceae
Source: the annotation of a GenBank genome assembly
GAGAAGUUCUGGUUCGGGCGGACGCGAGUGGGUGGCUUCCCAAAGACUGGGGCGGUCAGGGCGAGGUUCUGGCGGGAGUGCGUGGCAGACCUCAAGCUCUCUCUGGAACAGAGAGGCCAAAAGCUCUUCCUGCGGCACGGCAUGUCGGCGGCCGAUGCGCUACGCCAGCUGUCGCAGCACCUGGAGAUCUGCCAGGUUUUCGUCUUCCAAGAGGUCUGCUCCGAAGAGUUGCAGCUAGAGGCGGAGAUGGAAGUGGCGCUGAGGGAAGUCACUGGUGGAGCUGGGCAAGUGGUGAGGUGCUGGGGCUACACACUGCACCACAUUGAUGACCUCGAGGCGUGUGGCAAAGCGCCGGAGCGCUGGAUCACUCCCUAUUUGUCGUUCGGGAAUUUCAAGCGGGACAUCGCGGCAUGCAAGGUUCGUCCUGUCAACGCGGAGUGGAAGCUGCCAGAGGGCCACCUCCAACUGACGAAGCCGCCGGCUUCGGGCGUCGAGUGGGGCUCCCUGCCGAGUUUGCCGGAUCUGGGCUUCGACGAGUCUUUCGUUUCCGACGGCGAGAGGUCUGCGGUGCCCUGGCGAGGCGGCGAGAGCUUCGCUCUGGCUCGGGUACAGCAGUACAUUUGGGAGCGGCGAGGGCUGAAGCAGUACGUGGGCACUACCGACUGGUCUGCAGGGGGCAAGUGCGGCGCGCCGCGAGACCAGACCUCCAAGCUCUCGCCGUACCUGGCCUUCGGGUGCGUCUCGCCGCGGCUGCUGUACUGGGAGAUCCAGCGCUUUGAGAAAAGCGACCGCUGCAAGGGCGCGCGGGGGCUCAUCAACUCCUUGCUCUGGCGAGACUUCUACAGGUUCAUUGUGCACUUCGCCUGGGGGGACCGCCUCUUCCACCUCUAUGGGCCCAUGAGCUGCGGCUCUGUGCCGGGCGGCCACAAGGUGCCCACCAAGUGGUGCUGCAAGCACUACAACAACCUUUUCGGAGGCUCGGAUCCUAGACUGUGGACUUGGAAGAAGGACUUGGCCAAGUUUGAGCGCUGGGCGGAGGGGCGAACGGGGUAUCCCUUUGUGGAUGCCGCCAUGCUGGAGCUCAAGGAGACAGGAUACAUGCUGCAUUUGAACCGCGAGACGGUGGGCUGGUUCUUCAUGCGUGACCUUCAGCUUGAUUGGCGCCUGGCGGCGGAAUGGUUCGAAAGCCGACUACUGGACCAUGACUGCGUCUUGAACUGGGGCAACUGGGCCUACUUCAUCCUCACGCAGCUCCCGUCGCGCGAGGACGACCGGCCGGGGGGCGGGCCGCGGUACACGCUGCCCCGGUACUCGCCCUACCUCAUGGCCUCCCAGGUUUUGGGCUGGGGCCGAGACCACGACCCUGACGCGAGGUACGUGAAGAAGUGGAUCCCCUCGCUGCAGUCCCUUCCGCCCGAGCUCUGCAGAGAGCCUUGGAAAGCGGAUCUGACGGAUGCCACGGACGACGCUGAAUCGGACUGGACCUGCGCCGCCUGCACGCUGCAGAACCUGGCCCAGACUCGGCGCUGUGAGGCCUGUCUCGCUCGCAGGCCGUGUGCGUCGCUGUACGUGGCGCCUUUGGUGCCGCCGCCACCGGAGCAGCUGGGGCUCUGCGGCAGCUGCGGGGCGAUGGAGGUGAACGGCUGGGAGUCGGAAGAGGCCAUUUUCUUCUGCGAAGAUUGCUGGGCUCAGUGGCUGGCGAGCCAAGUUCAGGUGAACAUGGCACAAGUCACAGGGACCGCCUCCGACUUGGAUCCUGACGCCGGCUGGGCGCUGGUGCCGGAGCUGGCACCGACGGCUUCCGCGGUCGCCGCGGCCGCGGCUCCGGACCGAGGGCCGCGGAAGGGCGCGCGCUGGGCGGUGCGGGGGAACCGCAGUGACAAGCUGGCGGGGGGCUAGGGCUCCACCCUGCCCCAAGCUCAGGAACCCCCCACAACCACUACCACUCCCUUUCUCAACAAGUCCGUAAAUAAAGUUAGUAUUUGGAAUGGUUCCGAAAAUUCAGGUGCGCAACCUUGUACAGGCACUCGAUACCUGGAUGUUUUCCCACGCGGAUUCCGCUCAGACCGCUUUUCGGCGCUGUGCUCGCCCCCACUGAGCGGUUGCGCGGUC